AUGCAUUCCAACGCUCGAAAAGGUGGUUCAGUCCCGUUUCGAGAGGCCUCAAUUAACCAGCAUAGCCAAACCACGCGGAAAGCGUGGUACCAUACAGAUAACCACCUCCCUCGACUGCCACCUGACAUCCGUCUUGAUGAAUCAGCCCAUUCAAUCGACACCAAAACUACUAUUUCAUGCAUCCAGCCUUUUCCCACCUGGUUUCCCCAUGCACACCUUCGUUCCCUUCGCCUGACUCAUGCGCUCGGCCCACUCAAAUUCAAACUAACAAUUCCACACUAA
Messenger RNA from Protopolystoma xenopodis, 282 nucleotides. NCBI's taxonomy places the organism in Eukaryota, Metazoa, Platyhelminthes, Monogenea, Polystomatidea, Polystomatidae. The record is from the annotation of a GenBank genome assembly.